Spirometra erinaceieuropaei is the source of this 540-nucleotide messenger RNA. Lineage: Eukaryota; Metazoa; Platyhelminthes; Cestoda; Diphyllobothriidea; Diphyllobothriidae. The record is from the annotation of a GenBank genome assembly.
AUGCACUACCAGUCACGCGUAUCCACAACCACUAUUCACGAACUUCUCUUCGUCGAUGACUGCACCCAAAAUACAACUACUGAAGGAGGCAUGCAAAGAAGCAUGGAUCUUUUCCCCGCCGCCUGCGAGAACUUCGAUCCGAUCGUCAACACGCAGAAGACGGUGUUCAUGCAUCAACCGCCACCCAACACAGCCCCCCACGAUGCACUGCAUGUCAUCAUGAACGAAGUCCAACUGCAAGUAGUGGACAACUUCAUGUACCUGAGCAGUACUCUCUCCCGCAGCACCAAAAUCGACGACAAAGUUUUCCAAGACCAGUCAGAUCUUCCAUUGUCUUCAAAACACUGUUUGGAAUCGUCAUGGUCUCCAGCUGAGCAUGAAACUGAAGAUGUGCACGGCCGUCAUACUCCGGACAUUGCUGCAUGGAGCAGAGACUUGGACGGUGUACAUGAAGCAGGCGCGCGGGCACCACCUCUUCUUCCUUAUCUGUCUCCGACGGAUACUGCUGACGAGAAUCAUUGGCAUCUACGCCAUGCUUAG